Aspergillus fumigatus Af293 is the source of this 339-nucleotide messenger RNA. The record is from RefSeq and is a predicted model, not a curated record. Lineage: Eukaryota; Fungi; Ascomycota; Eurotiomycetes; Eurotiales; Aspergillaceae.
AUGUAUCAUUCUGGUCUAUACUUUGAGAGCCUUCAGGCUAACAUCCUUUUCCUCAUCGGCUUGACGUUAAUCAUUGGAGUUCAACGGACACUCGCUUUCUUUUCGCGCCGCCAAAAACUUAAGGGCACUGCCGCUUUCGCGGCAGGCAUCCUCCUCAUCCUGUUUCGCUGGCCACUGACAGGUUUCCUGAUCGAAUUAUACGGUCUCUUCAUCCUCUUCGGCGAUUUCCUCGUAACAAUCGGUCAAUUUGCAGGGAACAUCCCGGUCGUCGGUCCUUAUAUCAAGACGGCAUUAGAGACCUUGGCGGGUGGGAGACGGAACGCAGAGCUCCCGGUAUAA